AUGUCAUUACCCUUAUUGCCUAUAGUAACUGAUAAAAAUAAUACUACUAGUAAAAAUAAUUUAGAUCACAAAGAAAAACAAUUCAGAUCUAGCGUAGAAAAGGCUUUGCAACAAUUUGAUUAUGUUGAUGAUUGGGCAGAUUAUAUUUCUAGAUUGGGUAAGUUGUUAAAAGCUUUAACGAGCUGGACACCAAAAUUUGCAAAUGUUAGGUAUUAUGUUCCUCACCCAUAUCAUGUUGCCAGGAGACUAUCUUCCUCUCUAUCUCCAGAUUUACCCUCAGGUGUUCAUUCCAAAACAUUAGAAGUUUACACUAUUAUUUUUUCGAAAAUAGGCCUGGACACUUUGAACCAACAAUGUAAUAUUUGGGUGCCAGGGAUCCUACCUCUAAUGAAUUAUGCAUCCAUCUCUAUUAAACCUCAAUUAAUUGAUUUGUAUGAAAAUUACUUACUAAAUUUAAGUUCUUCAACGCUUGAGAUUUUAGCAAAGCCAAUGAUUGCCAGCUUAUUACCUGGUAUAGAUGAUGAAAGUAGUGAAUUUCAACCAAUGAUUCUCAAUUUGUUAGAAACUUUAAAGACUAAUUUAAAUAACGAUAAUUUAUUUUGGCAAAGUUUUUUUCUUAUCAUGAUUCAAAGUAAGGAACACAGGUUAGGCGGUUUGGUGUGGCUAACAAAACAAAUGCCAUCUUUAAAUGCGGUUCCCCAUUUGGUUAAUAAAAGCAUUGCUGAUGGUGCAGAUAAUAAAGCACCAAUCAAAGUUUCUUCUAGGGAGGCAAUGGAAAAAUACGCAUUAAGUUUGCUUCUCCCCACUGCAGCUCCUUUGGUUACAUUAGAGGCUGGUUUAUUAAUUAGAUGCUUUACUAAUUGUUUACACGAUGAUGAUGGAAUAUUAAUUCAAAGAGGGAUACUAGAUUUAUUGUUGCAAAGAUUGCAUUUGGAUUCUCCGAUAUUUAUUUAUAUCGCUUCUGAAAAUGAUAAAAGCCUUAUGAUUAUGAGUUUAUGUGAAUUAUUGUUAAAAAAAGAUAUGUCAUUGAACAGAAGAAUAUGGAGCUGGUUUUUAAAGUCUAACACUGCUACAGGUGUAACAAACACUGUAAAUACCAAUGACACUGGAGAUGUCAAUGCAAUUUCUCCUCAACAGCUAUAUUUCGAAACAAAUGGAUUGAAUACUUUACUUCAAGGUCUAGAAAAUCUUGCCGAAAAUGGAAAUCUAAUUAAAGCCUUGAAGAUCACGCAAAGUUUAAUGGAUAGGUGGGAAAUGGGAUGCUUGGUUACUGAUAAAAUGUUUUUAAAAUUGAUGAAAUGCGUUAUUGCAAAUAGGGAUGACCAAAAGGUUGUCACUUGCGCCUCUCAAUUUUUCGAUAAUGUAGAUACUUUUAUUAUAUGGGGUAAUGUUUCAAAAACCUUGAUUUUUGGACAAAGUUCUGUAUCCGAGUUUAAUAAUUUACGGGAUACACCAACUCCUGAUUAUUUGGUAUUAGAGUUUAUCUUGGAAAAUUUCCAUAUCGAUAAUGACCAAGAAAUAAUUAUAAGACAUUUGCCGUUGAUAUUACUACUUUUAUUGCAUAUUAGCCCAAAAAAUUACAAAUUAUGCGACUCUUUAGUGAGGAUUAUCCCAGAAAGAGCAUUCUUACCCAUCCAGCAUUCUAAAAUAACUAAAAUCCCAUCUAUUAAAGAAAUUGUCGCACAAAUAGUUCAUUAUUAUGGCAUAGGAGAACAAGGAGAAGAUGCUAAUAAGACCAGUUCCACUACAUCAGAUAUUUUUUUACCGUAUAGCCCAGAGGAUUUAAGCAAGAUCAUUAUUAUGUCAAUUUAUGACCUAUUACUCGAAGCUUUUAAAACACCAGAUAAUAAUUUGAAUAAAAUUUCCACUAUUUUUGUCCAAUUAUAUGCGAAAAUUCCUGAACUGAGUUCUUCUGAUUUGGUGAUUGAUGCUGAUAUUUUGGCAACUAAAAUUAUGGAACUCAAACCAUCUGUAGAAACUGGAGCUCCAUUUGUGUUUGGUAUAAUUGAUUUAUUUAUUCACUGCCUUUUGUCAAAAUUGGAUAAAAUUUCCAUAUCUAAAAAUUUACGAGUUAUAAUAAAAUAUUUAUGGACAUAUCUAAUUAAUCAAAAUAGACAGUUGGAGGCUAUGAACCAUUUAAGAACGUUGAUUAGAAACAUAGACAGACAAUAUUUGGAAAGUUCUUUGUCUGCUGUUUUUAUUGAAGAAGCUCAAAUCUAUAAUAGAUUGACCGUUCUAACAUGUUUAUGGAAUUUGGUCGAUGAAAGCUCUGCUAUGGGUGUUGUUUCGAAACCGUUAGAGUUAGUUUUGGAUGAGCUAUUUGAUAAACAAUCUUCAAAUUAUUUGCCAGUGUCAAAGUGGGUUGUUAAUGUAUUAUCGGUAUCUAAAUCAAGUAAUCAGUUAUUAGAAUAUUUAACAACCUGUCUAUUGAGUUUUCAGUUUAUCAAUAAGAAAUCAUUUUAUCAAUUUGAUGAUAUUGAGAUUUUCACUUAUUACACUCAAACUUUAAUUAAUGUGUUGACAACCGAUGAGGUUGUUGGUUUAAAUGUUUUAAAUACAGAAGCCACCUCACAAAGAUGUAUUGAACUAUUUGGAAUCACCAAGACUUUAGAUUUGUCUACCUACAAGAAUAUUAUUGUUGAGAUAUUUUUGAACUUUUUGGAUGUCAAAUCCAACUCAAAUUCUAAAAGCGUAAGAACUGUUUUAAGUUUUUUCAAACUGGUUUUGAAUGGAACAGAAUACAACUUUAAAAAUAUCGUAACUAAAUUUUUGGAUCUAUCGUCCGAAUAUAUUAUGUCCUCCUCAUCCAACAUGGAGGAAGAAUUAAUUACUGUAUCCUUGUUGGAUAUCUUAUCGAACGUUUUGGCGUUGUCACAUUCAAAGAAUAUUGAAUUGGAUAUUUUUGACAAUUCAGAUGCGCAUUUGAAAUAUGUUGAUUUUUUGGUUACUUCCAUAUCCUUUAUUAAUUCACCAUCAAUAAUAUCCUCGUACGUCAAAUUGUUAACCGAAAGUAUUUUAUAUUUUCAAAAGGGUGUUUUCAAUAUUAUUUUACCUCUGGCAACUGCUAUGAUCCAAGGCGCUAAAACGUUAUUUGACAAAGAAUAUUUUUCGAAAAAUGAAUACAGCAACUAUGAACAGUUUGCAUGUAUCCUGGAUGGCAUCGAGGAGUUGAUCCAAGUUUCACAUAGCUAUCUAGCUGCAGAAGAAAAUAGCAAUUUGUUAAGUAUUCGCAGCAGUGAUUUUUUGCAAAACGUUGUAUCAAAUGUUUUUUCUUCUGACAAAGGCACCGAGGAUGAAGCUAAAAAAUUACUAAUUCGUAGACAAGUUGUUUUGCAGUCUUUUGACACAAUUGUUAAAUAUUGUUAUAAUAUUUGGAAUAGUACGGUGGAUACGACUACCCUUGCCACUAAAGUUGAUGAUGAUCCAUUUGCAGAAUCAAAAUAUCAUCAGGCCUGCAAGUAUAAGUAUAAGAGCAGAAAAUUAAUGGAAAAUUUGUUCAAUUUGGAGCCCAUUGAAGUUUUAGUUUGUUUGAUUGAAGAAAAUAACAAUGAUUCUUCCAUUUUUAAAGUGGUCCACGCUUUAGAUGGCAACAGACCAAUGUUAACCCUACCACAUUUGUUCAAAAUGAUUGUUUUCAGAUGUAAUCCGACGUCCAACUAUUUAGAUGAGCAUAGCAAAACGAUUAUUUCAUCUACGAAUAUUUCGUUUAAACUUGUUAAUAUAAUUGAAUUUGUUUUAAAAUAUAUCGCCACCUUGGAAUAUUCUGCCAUUGAAGAUUUUUAUAAAGAGUUUUUGUCUUUUAUUAAAGAUGUUGUUAACAAUAGCCAUUUCUACGACAUGAUUUCGAUUAAGAUUUUGCAAAUUAUUGCACUAGUAUGUGAAAAAAUCAAGCAUUCUAAGUUUGGUAUUGACAAAAAAGUUCGAAAAGAAUAUUCUGAUUUAUUUAAUAAGUAUAUUUUAUCUGUGGAAACUGAACCUCGUAUUAUUAAAAACAGAAAAACUUUUGAGGCCCUAAAAUUUGUUGUCCAAAGGAUGGAAUAUAUUGUUUGUGAUGAGAAUUCAUCAGACAAAUUUAACGCCACACUAUCUGCCUUAAUAGCUACCUAUGUUACUCCCUUUUUCAAAAACCCUACGGAGUUACCCUCGUAUAUAGUAGAAUUUCUGGUAGUUUUGGCACCAUAUGCCGCUAAGAUCAAAAGCUGGAAAUUAUUAUUAACCGACUUAUUUAUGAACAAUAAAAUGUUUUUCACUUUUAGUAGAGAGAACAGCAAAUGCUGGCAAAAAAUUAUUUUUGAAUGGUCGCAAUACUCUGAAAAUAAGACCAAAAUAAUUGAUGAAUUGUUAGUCACGGUAUCGACAUCAUCUGCCAAUCCAUUCAAUUCUUGGUCGAAAUCAGAGGUUGGUUCAAAAGGUCGUGCUUAUUUUAAAAUGUGUUAUUUACUAUUAAUUUCGCCACAGGAUCAAUACAUGCUAAAAUUCUUGGAUCUGGUUAGUGAAGUUGAAAGAUGUUGUUUGAGUGAUAAUAUUGAGCCUAUAGUUAAGUCCAUGGGAUUUCUUUUGUUAAGAUGUAUUUUUUUAAAGUUUCAACCGAUGCAUUUUCUAAACAGUUGGAGUACAAUCACUUUUAUUUUACAAAGUAACUUCCAAAAAAUAUACGAUCAGGGUGUUAAAAAUAAUGAUAAAGAUUUGCAAUUAUUUUUCCAAAUGUGCAAAACCUUAGAUACUUUGUUGGUUUUAAACAAUGAAGAAUUUAAUUCCACUCAAGAAUGGAUAUUUGUUAUCGAUACAAUAAACUGUAUUUAUAAAACUGAACCAUUCGUAGCAUUAAUGGACACUUUGGCUGAAAAACUAGACUGUGACGACAAAGAAAAGGAAGACAAGAUAAACAGCAAUGAAAAUUCGAUUGAAUAUAACGAAAAUAAAGUUCCUAUGUUAGUUGGAAUCCACAAAAUCGCUAGUUUUUCCGAUCUAAAUAAGUUCUGUUCAAAAAUAAGCUGUGCUACAUAUAAAUCUUUGUAUGGAUCUAUUGAUAAAGUAGAAGAAGAAGAGAUUAUUCAAGAUUCGAUUAAUGAUUUAUUUGAAUACUGUGAUUUGUAA
Messenger RNA from Saccharomycodes ludwigii, 5097 nucleotides. RefSeq names its product Dop1p (gene DOP1). Gene Ontology annotation, cellular component: endosome; trans-Golgi network. Bases 1 to 5097 code for a protein of 1698 amino acids. Lineage: Eukaryota; Fungi; Ascomycota; Saccharomycetes; Saccharomycodales; Saccharomycodaceae. Gene Ontology annotation, biological process: Golgi to endosome transport. The record is from RefSeq and is a predicted model, not a curated record. The transcript has a single exon.